UACAAUAUUAAUAUUUUUAAAAAGUUUAUUAUUCAGUAAAUAUCAAAAUAUAUCACUAGGACUGGGGUUUCCACUAUCCAGCGUACCUCCACCACCAGGCCUUCUGAAAUCUUUUCAUCGAAAGCCAGAACUUAGAUAGUUUUGGUUGCUGAGAAAUGGAUACGGGUCCGAAUGGAGAGGAACCCACUUCGUGGGAGGAGCUUUACAGUAUAAAUUUAAUGCCUUCAGAGUUGUCUUUCAAGUUCAGAAAAGAAGUCCAGGGGUUACGAGUUGGUGUCAAUUUAGAGUUCUAUAAUGCUCCAGUCAAUGAUUACCAAGCAAAGAUCGUACUGAAGCCUCUGGCCCCUGAUCGAAGGUGGAAGUUCAUAUAUGAACCUGUACAUCAAGAUGUACGAAUUCUUUCAAAGAAGAUCCCUGUCACGAAAUUUCUGAAUCUCCAGGUUGGUAUAGGCCACAAUUUUCAAUUGCAAGCAACUGGGUGGAAAUGGAAACUCACUACGUGUUUGGGUGGAGAUGGAAUAUCUCGGAUCCAGAAUAAGACAACUCUUGGCUUAUGCCCUGGUGUUGAUUUGCGGUUUGGUUGGAAAGCAGAUUAUGUUCUUCCAGAGAUUACUGGGGCAGUAGGUACUGGUGAACCAUUAUUCAACAUGAACUCGGGAAAAUUGCAUGCAUCGCUAGAUAGAGUUGAGGCCAUUCUUACCCAUACAUCAUGAUGCUUUUCAAAAAACCAGAACUAGCACUCUUUGCCUGAAAUUGGGAAAGUGCAACUGCAUGUCAGAAUUUCUAGGUCUUUUGGAAUGGAGUACAGUGAUUACUGAUGGGCUUGUUAUGUGAUAUUCCUUCAAGAUGGGGACUAAAUAGUCAUUUUGGUUGUGCACAUGUGUGGAUGAGAGUCACUGAUCAAACAGCUCCUUUUGUGUGUUAUUCAAAGUGAACUGUAGUGGGUUCAUGUAUGCAGUUGGCACUUGUACAGUUCAUUGAUAAUUGUUAUAACUGGUGCUUGUUUACCAUUUAUCUUCCCAUUGGUUUCCAUUUGCUGUAAGUUGAUGUAGAAGGGCCAAGUUUUAUUGAAAUAUACAAUGCACCCUGGCCUUGAAAACCUA
Molecule: messenger RNA, 1103 nt
Organism: Mangifera indica (mango)
Lineage: Eukaryota; Viridiplantae; Streptophyta; Magnoliopsida; Sapindales; Anacardiaceae
Exons: 6
Coding region: 156-713 (185 amino acids)
Source: RefSeq, a predicted model, not a curated record